This is a messenger RNA of Hipposideros armiger (great roundleaf bat), 2605 nucleotides long. It is a transcript of the gene MIS12, whose product is annotated as MIS12 kinetochore complex component. Lineage: Eukaryota; Metazoa; Chordata; Mammalia; Chiroptera; Hipposideridae. Gene Ontology annotation, cellular component: nucleus; MIS12/MIND type complex; chromosome, centromeric region. The transcript is spliced from 2 exons. Gene Ontology annotation, biological process: mitotic cell cycle; mitotic sister chromatid segregation; kinetochore assembly. Bases 384 to 1004 code for a protein of 206 amino acids. The record is from RefSeq and is a predicted model, not a curated record.
CGGAAGCAGUUUCUGCCUGCCAGUUUUCUGGAGCGCAAGUCAACUCACCGAGGUGUCCUGGGCACUUCCCGCGCGUUUACUCUGCAAAUACUGAUUAAGCUGCCCUUAUACCCUGCCCUCAGGAACUCGAGGGCUAGCAGAGAAGAUGAGACAGGCCCGUGAUAAUAUCCUAAAGUAGAACUCGGUCAGUGCCGGAAGAAAAAUCAUGAUGGGGAUUCAGAGGAGGGGGGUGCGUCACCAGGGCGGUGUAUUUAAGCUGACCCUUGAAGGAUAUUUGGCCACGGCAUCCUUCCUUGAGGGAAAGAAAAUAGCGCGGUUUAGUUGGAAUAAGGAGUGAUCAGAUUUUGACAGGCAAAGGUUUUUCACAAUCAAAAUAAGCCAAGAUGUCUGUCGAUCCAAUGACCUAUGAGACCCAGUUUUUUGGCUUCACACCACAAACUUGUAUGCUCAGGAUCUACAUUGCAUUUCAAGAUUACCUGUUUGAAGUGAUGCAGGCUGUUGAGCAGGUUAUUCUGAAGAAGCUGGAUGGCAUCCCAAACUCUGAGAUUAGCCCAGUUCAGAUUCGUAAAUGCACAGAGAAGUUUCUUUCCUUUAUGAAAGGACGUUUUGAUAACCUUUUUGUCAAAAUGGAGCAGCUGUUUUUACAGUGGAUAUUGCGUAUUCCCCCAAACAUCUUGCUUCCAGAAGAUAAAUCUCAGGAGAUGCAUCCUUAUAGUGAGGAAGAAUUCCGGCUUCUCCAAAAAGAAAUUGAACAAUUACAGGAGAAGUAUAAGGCUGAAUUAUGCACUAAACAGGCCCUUCUUGCAGAAUUAGAAGAGCAAAAAAUUGUUCAGGCCAAACUCAAACAGACACUGGCUUUGUUUGAUGAGCUUGAAAAUGUUGGCAGAGAUCAUGGUACUAGUGAUUUUAGGGAGAGCUUGGUGUUCUUGGUCCAGAACUCCAGAAAACUACAGAAUAUUAGAGACAAUGUGGAAAAGGAAAGCAAAAGACUGAAAAUAUCUUAAUUUCUAAAUAGUAAAAGGAGCCUGUCAAAAGUACAGUGACUAGGGGAUUUAUAUAAAUGACUAUUCUUAUUUUAAUGAACUGUAUAUUUUAUUGGAUUUUCUUUGUUUACUCUUUCUUGUAUUCCACAACUUCCUGUUUGUUGGUUCACUCUCCUUACAUCUGUAUUACUCUGAACUAAUCUUUGAAGCAUCUGUUCCUUACAGGCCUCUAAUGGGUAGGAAGAGAUUCUUGAUUCAAUAAUGACUCAUUUGGGGGCAUGAUUGAAGAAACAAAGCUUUCCCUGGCCAGUCAAAGAUAUUUGUAAAAGUUGGACCUUUGUCAUGAGUCCUUUGUAACAUUGAUCCUUUAGACUUAUUUGGAUGAGAUCAAAUGAGAAAAAGGUUGAGUGGGUGGCUUCUUUAUUAACCAGCCACUACUCUGUGGGACAGCCAACACAGAGUGUGUGCUCUUGCCCAUAAGGAAAUUUACAACUAAUGGGAAGAAGCAAAGUAGCAGAAAAACAACCAUGAUCGUUAGUACAGAAGGAAGAAGUUGUUUUGUUUGUAAAAUAAAUCCUCUUCAUGACCAAGGCCUUGGUGAUGUUAAGCAAUUUAGUGUACUGGAGCCCAGCAGUGAAAGACCUCAGACAAAAAAGGAGCAGAUCUCACUAGAAUAGAAGAGGAAGCCUGGAACAUACCCAAUAGCAAAGUUUAUAUUAACUGUUAAGUAUUUAUGUCAUUGUUUUCAUACUUUGAUUAGUUUUAGAAUCUUGUAUCUAAUAUUUAACAUAUGUAUACAUUCAUAAGCAUCAAAUUUUAGUACCCUCAGUGGGAAAUUUUAGCUCUGUCUUUUGUGAUUAAUCCAUAUAACAUGUUAGGUCAUGCAAGGAAAGGGAAGACAUAGCAAUAGUUACUCUCAAAGUAUUGCUUGCCCUCCAUGUCUUCCUUUAGAACAGUAGAGUUUCUCCUUUAUGUAGAAGAAUAACUUAGGUUAUUAAUAUUUGCAAGUAAAUAUAAAUUUAGGAAGUCUAUGUUUAACUGCAAUAUAUUUAUUAUCUAAGAGUUCUUUUUCCCAUCGUGUAUGAAAUACAUAUCUUUUUAAAGGCUUUGGUUUUUUAUUUUCUGCUGUGUAUAAUGUCGUCGUAUGUUUCUUUCUUCAAUAUGACAUUUUACCCAAAUGAUUUUUUUUUUUUAAACAUUUGGAGCUUAUUGAAAAUCUCCUAGUAUAGUGGGGUUGAAUGGUGAUUCCCUGAAAGGUAUGUCCAUGUUCUGAUGCCUGGAACCUGUGAUUAUGCCUUACUUGGAAAAACAAUCUUUGUAGAUAUAAUUGAGUUAAGGAUCAGGAGAUAAGAAGAUCAUUCUGAAUUAUCUGGGGGUGUGAGGUGGGCUAAAUCCAAUGACAGGUGUCUUUAUGAGAGGUAAAGGAAAAUUUGAGACAGACCACAGAGGCAGAUUGAAUGUGUGAUACAGCCACCAUAAGCUAGGAAGUGGCAAAGGACAGAUUCUCCCUUAGAGCCUCCAGAGGGAGUGUGGCCCUCCUGGCAUCCUUAUUUUGAAUUUCUGGCCUCCAGAACUGAGAAUACAUUUCUGUUGUUUUAAGUCGCUAAGUUUGUUAUAGUAGC